Molecule: messenger RNA, 666 nt
Organism: Nannizzia gypsea CBS 118893
Lineage: Eukaryota; Fungi; Ascomycota; Eurotiomycetes; Onygenales; Arthrodermataceae
Exons: 3
Coding region: 1-666 (221 amino acids)
Source: RefSeq, a predicted model, not a curated record
AUGGAUGGCGCCGAGGAGCUAAUUUUAUACGGCACUGUCCUGCAGGACCAUUAUUUAGCUAACAGCUUUGUGGUUAUCUACUAUUUAGCUGGUGUCUUCAUUUCGUUUCACACACCAGACAAUCUCCUAUGUAUAACUAGACAUCAAAGGCCAAUAACAACACUUAUUACUACGAUUGCCAAAUACCAAUUACAAGCACAAGCCUCGCCGGCCAGCCAUUCUUUCAGCUACUUACGGCACAUCACCGAUACCGUCAAGUCAAUGGAGAGCAACCGGCGCAAAAAAUCCAAUGCCAGCGCCGUCAUCAUCACAGAGUACGCAAUGCCGUCCCCGCUGGACUGGUUUCAGAUCGGCUUCAUUCUAGCACUGUAUGUCGCGUGGAUAGCGUCUGCAUGGGUAACGCCAGGCGACGCGACAUGGAACCUGCUGGCACGCUACUUUCCCGGCGGCGCUGAAUGGGGGCUCUGGGUCGUUCGCACCGGUGUAUCUCUGGUUGCCCUUGCUCACGCGUUCGAAGUAGUGCUGUUUGACCAGUUGCGCAUGCGGAGACAUGGGGUGAGGCGGUGGUCAGCGCUGUGGUGGACGUGGGAGAUAAGCUGCUUCAUGGAGGGCAUCAGGGUGUGGAACAGGAUUGACAGGGUGAUCGCGAGCAAGAAGAAGGACUAG